AUGGCCUUCUUACCCACCCCGCCGCUCGCCCUCCGCCCCGUCUCCUCCUUCACCCGCACCCGCACCCGCACCCUCUCCCCCCGCCGCCCCAACCGCCGCCCCCUUCUCACACCCCCGCGCGCCACCGCGGCCGCCACCCCGUCCUCCACCACCGUCACCCCCGCCCCGCUCGAGUCCCAGGCAGAGCUCGCCCCGGAGGUCUCCCCGCCCUUCCGCGGACGAACCGGCAUCCUGCUCGUCAACAUCGGCACCCCAGCCUCGCUCUCCGUUUCGGACGUCCGCGAGUAUCUCCGCCAGUUCCUAGGCGAUCCGCGCGUCGUCGACCUCAACCCCUUCCUCAAAUGGUUCGUCCUCAACCUCUUCAUCCUGCCCAAGCGCCCGGCAGAGUCCGCCGAGGCCUACGCCUCCAUCUGGGACGACGAACGCGGCUCCCCGCUCCUCUUCCACUCGCAGGACUUUGCCGAGAAGCUCGCCGCCCGCCUCGGCGAAAAGUAUGACGUCGCCAUCGGCAUGCAGUACUGUGAGCCCAACGUCUACACCGUCAUGGAAGACUUCCGCGCCAGAGGCGUCGACAGAGUCAUUGUCGUCCCCAUGUACCCGCAGUAUGCCAGCUCCUCCACGGGAGCAGCGAUCGAAAUUGUGUACAAAGCCGCCGCAAAAGUCUACUCCACGCCCUACCUGCACACGGUCCCGGCCUUCUUCGACCAUCCCGCCUACGUCAACUCGUACGCCUCUAUUAUUCGCGACGUCAUUGGCGUCGGGUGCAAAAAAUAUGACCACUUGCUCAUGUCCUUCCACGGCGUCCCGCAACAGCACUGUGAACUUACAGACGAAACCGGCCUGCUGUGCCAAAAACAGGAGAACUGCUGCUCCUCCAUCGUCCAGGCCAACCGCAAUUGCUACCGCGCCCAGAGCUUCGCCUCGGCCCGCCGCAUCGCCGCCGCGUGCGAGAUCCCAGACGGCAAGUACUCCAUCGCCUUCCAGUCGAGGUUGUCGGCUGCGGGGCCCGUCUGGAUCCAACCGUACACCGAUUUUGAACUGGUCAAAUUGGCCAAGGCCGGCGUCAAGAGACUAGCGGUCGUCGUCCCCUCGUUCACAGCCGAUUGCCUGGAGACUCUGGAGGAAAUUGGCAUCCGCGGCAAGGAAGACUUCAUUGAGGCGGGCGGCGAGAGUCUAGACUUGAUCCCAUGUCUCAAUUCCUCCGACGUUUGGACAGAGGGUAUGUUGCAGAUUUUGAAGGACUCUUGCCCGAUGGAAACUUUUGACUGAGGUACAGUACAGUAUACCGUACGCUACGUAUGUAGAGGACCUGCCGAUUUGUUCAAGUGUGCAAAGGUAGAACGAGCGAGGCGGUUCGACUAGUUGGCGAUAAAACUGCUAGAGUCUUUCACGAACAAAAA
Chondrus crispus (carragheen) is the source of this 1400-nucleotide messenger RNA. RefSeq names its product ferrochelatase. Lineage: Eukaryota; Rhodophyta; Florideophyceae; Gigartinales; Gigartinaceae. The transcript has 2 exons. Gene Ontology annotation, biological process: heme biosynthetic process. The coding region runs from base 1 to 1269 and encodes 422 amino acids. Gene Ontology annotation, molecular function: protoporphyrin ferrochelatase activity. The record is from RefSeq and is a predicted model, not a curated record.